Molecule: messenger RNA, 462 nt
Organism: Colletotrichum costaricense
Lineage: Eukaryota; Fungi; Ascomycota; Sordariomycetes; Glomerellales; Glomerellaceae
Exons: 3
Coding region: 1-462 (153 amino acids)
Source: RefSeq, a predicted model, not a curated record
AUGUCCCGUACGGUAACGAUGGCCAAAAACUCCACCGACAAAGGCCUGGGUGAGAGAGUCCGAGUCGGGCUAACAGCUGAGAAGAAAGGCGCCAGCAUGCGGUGCUGUGCCGCACCGAGGCUGCAGGCAAACUGCACCAGGAGGUUGUUCGGUAACGCUCUAGUCAGCUUGGUGAGCCCCCACUGGCACGAGACCGCACUCGUGAAUUCGGUCGCGGGAGAUCUCGCCGAUGCUGAUACGACGUCGCCCGCUUUCCGGCAUGACCCCCUCACCCUUUGCCUUUCGCCCCCGGCGGCUUCCACUCAAACCUCGAAGAGAAAAGCCAAGAGCAGCAGCCUAAAGCGAGUUGGAGAGGGCAAGGCCCGCACGAGCCGGCGGCCGGCGGCCGGCCCUUCUUUGCCCACUCGCUUGCAUCUUGUGAAGAUCGAGCUUGCAGAAAACUCUGAGCGUCGUGCUGGAUAG